This is a messenger RNA of Syzygium oleosum, 1752 nucleotides long. RefSeq names its product 4-hydroxy-3-methylbut-2-enyl diphosphate reductase, chloroplastic. Gene Ontology annotation, biological process: dimethylallyl diphosphate biosynthetic process; isopentenyl diphosphate biosynthetic process, methylerythritol phosphate pathway. NCBI's taxonomy places the organism in Eukaryota, Viridiplantae, Streptophyta, Magnoliopsida, Myrtales, Myrtaceae. Gene Ontology annotation, molecular function: metal ion binding; 4-hydroxy-3-methylbut-2-enyl diphosphate reductase activity. The record is from RefSeq and is a predicted model, not a curated record. The transcript has 10 exons. Bases 78 to 1493 code for a protein of 471 amino acids.
CCACUGUCGCACAAAUCCAUUCGCACCUUCCCUUCGCCGUCCAUCGUCGCUCUGCUCAACACGCGCGCGCGCGCACCAUGGCGAUCACCCUCCACCUCUGCCGCAUCCCCGCCGGCCGCUCCGACCUCUCCCUGCCGGAGAGCCUCGCCGGCCCCGGGGCCGCCGCCUUCCGUUGCCGCAGCAGGCCCCUCUCCGUCCGAUGCUCCGGCGAGCCCUCCCCCUCCCCCUCCCCCCCCUCCUCCGUGGCCGCCGACGGCGAUUUCGACGCCAAGGUGUUCCGGCACAACCUGACCAGGAGCAAGAACUACAACCGGAAGGGCUUCGGCUACAAGGACGAGACCCUGCAGCUCAUGAAUCGCGAGUACACCAGUGAUAUUAUUAAAACUCUGAAGGAAAAUGGAAAUGUGUAUACCUGGGGAAAUGUUACUGUUAAACUUGCCGAAGCCUAUGGUUUCUGCUGGGGCGUCGAGCGAGCCGUUCAGAUUGCCUAUGAGGCAAGAAAGCAGUUUCCGGAGGAGAAGAUCUGGAUUACUAAUGAAAUUAUCCACAACCCUACUGUUAACAAGCGCUUGGAGGAAAUGGAAGUGGAGAAUCUCCCCCUCGAAGAAGGCCAAAAACAGUUUGAUGUCGUUAACAAAGGUGAUGUUGUCAUUCUUCCUGCUUUUGGAGCAGCAGUGGAGGAGAUGUUGACUUUGAGCGAGAAAAACGUGCAAAUUGUGGAUACGACUUGCCCAUGGGUAUCCAAGGUAUGGAACACCGUGGAGAAGCACAAGAAAGGAGACUACACUUCAAUUAUUCAUGGUAAAUACGCUCAUGAAGAAACCGUAGCUACUGCAUCGUUUGCUGGAAAGUACAUUAUCGUGAAGAAUAUGAAGGAGGCAAUGUAUGUGUGUGAUUACAUUCUUGGGGGUGAGCUCGAUGGUUCUAGCUCGACUAAAGAGGCGUUUCUAGAGAAAUUCAAGUAUGCUGUUUCGCCGGGAUUUGACCCUGACAAUGAUCUUAUUAAAGCUGGCAUUGCAAAUCAAACCACAAUGCUUAAGGGAGAGACUGAAGAGAUUGGGAAGUUGGUGGAGAGGACUAUGAUGCGCAAGUAUGGAGUGGAAAAUGUCAAUCAGCACUUCAUAAGCUUUAACACAAUUUGUGAUGCUACUCAAGAGCGCCAAGAUGCUAUGUAUAAGUUAGUUGAGGAGAAGGUGGAUCUUAUGCUAGUCGUUGGUGGGUGGAACUCCAGCAACACAUCUCAUCUUCAAGAGAUUGCUGAAGAACGUGGCAUACCCUCUUAUUGGAUUGACAGUGAGCAGAGAGUAGGUCCUGGAAACAGAAUAGCCUACAAAUUGAACCAUGGGGAAUUAGUUGAGAAAGAAAAUUGGCUUCCAGAGGGUCCCAUAACAAUUGGAGUAACAUCAGGAGCUUCUACCCCAGAUAAGGUCGUUGAGGAUGCUUUAGUCAAGGUCUUCGACAUUAAAAGGGAAGAGGCCUUGCAACUGGCUUGAUAUAAGAUCACAGACUAUAAGAUCAUGGCUUAGUUAUCAGCCGGUCCUUGUGUGAAUAAAAAUGAGAAGCUCCGUAGAUUUGAAGUAUAAUGGCCAAAUACCCUGCAAAUUUGAUGUAUUAUAAGCCUAUAUGCCACUGAACUUUAGUCUGCUCUUGUAGAUCUAAUGAUGUGAUGUAAGGCUUUAAUUUGACUGGAUUUUACAAAUGUCAAACAUAUGUUCAUCUCUGAGCUUCAACAAAGUGAUAUCUGUUUGUGCA